Molecule: messenger RNA, 1137 nt
Organism: Pseudocercospora fijiensis CIRAD86
Lineage: Eukaryota; Fungi; Ascomycota; Dothideomycetes; Mycosphaerellales; Mycosphaerellaceae
Exons: 1
Coding region: 1-1137 (378 amino acids)
Biological process (GO): NADP+ catabolic process; NAD+ catabolic process
Cellular component (GO): cytosol
Molecular function (GO): NADH pyrophosphatase activity
Source: RefSeq, a predicted model, not a curated record
AUGGCACCGUUGACUCUGACAGAGAUCUUUGGCCAUGGCAACAAUGCCUACUUCUCAAAUGGAAACGUCGACAGAUUGGCCUUCUUGCGCAUCCAGAACGAUCUGCUGGACAAAGCCUCUACGCAUCCAACUGCAAAAUACCUUACCUUCCAGGACUUGAACGCAUUGAGGCACGAGAAUGGCAGCUUCAACUACCUGACCCAUCAUGAUCUUCAGGAUUACAUCGGGCGACCCUACUCGAAAGACGAAAAGACUCAAAUCCAAGACUUCGACCCGUCUGAACACCAUCCGACGCUGGUCUUCCUCGGCCUAGAUCUAGAAGACGCAGGUACUAGCCCGACUGUACAGCUUGGAGCCUAUCGAGGAGUUCCGUACUUUGCUUUAGACGUGAGCUCUUCUCACUACGAUGGUUUGAAGACCAAGUUGGCGGAGAAGGGCCAGAAGCACACUCCUACCAGAGUAGAUCUUCAGCUUUCACAUAAUGACUCCGCGAUACUCAGUCAUGCACGAUCCGUACUGGACUGGAAUGCUCGCAAUCGAUUCUGCAGUGCCUGCGGCGGUCGGACCCUAUCGACUCAUGGAGGUGCCAAAGUAGUCUGCCCUCCGGUAGAUGCCGGAGUCAAGCGCAAGAACUGUCCCACCAGAACUGGACUACACAAUCAAGCGUUUGCCCGCACAGAUCCCACCGUCGUCAUUGCUCCCAUUUCAGCUGAUGCAAAGCGUAUUCUCCUUGGGCGUGGAAAAAGAUGGCCUGAGAACUACUUUUCCGCACUUUCGGGCUUUGUCGAACCAGGCGAGUCUCUAGAAGUGGCCACGCGCCGAGAGGCUUUCGAAGAGACUGGAGUCCGAAUCGAUCGCGUUCAGAUCCAUUCAUCGCAGCCUUGGCCAUAUCCCAGUACUCUGCUCAUUGGUGCAAUGGGGCAAUGCGUUCCCGGCGGAGAAGACAUCACGUAUCCCGAAAGCGAGCUUGAAGAGGCAAAAUGGUUCGAACUGGCUGAGAUCGAACAUGCCCUAAAUGAGGGCGCAAAUGCCAUGUGGGAGCCACCGAUCAAGGGCUAUGUCGGCCCAAGAGUUCCUCCGCCUCAGCUCAUGGCCCACCAGCUGUUGCGAGGAGUACUGCGACUAUUUCACAAGUGA